AUGCUUGCCUUGGUCACCACGACAGCCCUCGCAUUGACUUCUCCUGUCACUCUAAAGAAUCCUCCAUCUUUCCUUCCAAUAACCCAGCCUCUUCUAUCUCAAUAUAUAGCAUCAGCAUGGUCCCCCGAUAACUCAUCUCUCUAUCUUGCCUCUCCCUUUAGCAUUGAUCGCUUCAUGACCUCCCAAAGCCGAUUGGAUAAGGCCAUAUACGUGCAGUCCAGGGAGGAAAGUGAGAUAAAUACUAUGGCAGUAACUCCGUCAGGAAAUAUAGUACUGGGCGUCGGGAGGAAGGUGGUUAUGCUGGAAUACGCAGCUGGAUCAGCAAAAGUGCUCAAAACCCUCGAAUCCCAUGGAACAACGAUUACCGCGCUGGUUGUGUCAAACGACAGUAUGCUCAUUGCUUCCGCCUCUUCAAAGGGCGUGCAUAUUCACAAUCUACUCGUCCCUGCCAAACAUACAUCUCUCCCCCUCCCCACAAGUGCUCCUAGGUCUGUGAGCACCAUGACAUUCCAUCCUCAUGUUCGAACCCGCCUCCUUCUUGGUCUUGGCCAUGAUAUACUGGUUUACGACGUGGACAAGCCUUCCGCGCCUGUGAAAUGUAUCAGCAUUGGACGGGACGUAGUGGGCAUCGCGUGCAGCCCGUUUAGCAAGACGCUGGUUGCUGUUGCCAGCACAAACAGCGUUAGCCUUGUUGAUUUGGAUAAGGAUAAGGGGUUAUUCAAGACAGUCUUGUCCCCGGAACUCAUUACCUCGAUCACAUUUUCACCCGAGGGUGCAGCUAUCUACCUCGGUAUGCGGGAUGGACUAAGGAUUCUCAAUCUCAGAGAGCUGGACAAGGAGAUGAAGAGGGUUUCUGUGGGCGAGACUGGACAAGGAGUACUAUGUCUCGCUGUUCAGAAACGAUUAAAAACUGCGUCGGCUGUUAAACCGAGUAUUUCCAAUCCAGCAAACUCCUCUCCUGUACGUGCUCGUGCCAAAGUAGCCUCAAGCGUUCGUUCUCCUCUCCGACCUGUGACGGCUGCUUAUACAUUAACUAGUGCACUACGCAGUAGUGUGUCUACAUCGCGGGAAAACAUCUUUGAUGAUGCAAGUGAUACCCCAAUGCGAUCGAAUACACGGGCCGCAUCUUCCCAAAAGUCUAGGCUUUUGGGUAUCCAUGCGCACCCUGCUGAGAUAAAACGAGAGAGGACGAGGGUUGCUUCUGGAUCAUCCACUCGUUCUGAGAUUACAAGGACGUCGUCGAACUUAAUUGUUGGCACGAGAACCAAAGGGUCUUCGCUAAAGCGCGCCCCCGCUCGCUCAAAGACGCCUGCCAAUGAAGACGAGGAUGCACGCACAGAAAUCUCGUCUCCGGAUUUGCCGAUAGACCCCUUAAGAAUAGUCGUUGAAGCCAAAACCGAGGGAACAGAGACGGGCAGCACAGGCCUUAAUGUUAUCGGUACCGCAAAGUCCAGGGGAAGUAAGGAUAAGGGAAAGGGCAAAGAAGUCAAUGUGGAUGCGGAAGAUGUUGGCAAGUACGAGGAAUUAAACGCCGCGGAAAAAGACGAAGAAGAGGCGCAAGUGACUCGCGAGCGCGAGCUCUCGAUGCAAGUUUCCCCUCGCCGACCCGUGGCACAGACCUGGGUUCCAUCACCGCUCCGGCGAAAUUCAGGCACGUUUCCUAUGCAAUCUGGAGCAAGCGACCAAAACCACGCAGACAUAAAAGCGCUGCACGUUGACAUGCUGCGAAUGGGGCGCGGGCUUCGGCAGGAGAUGGAGGAGUGGGGUGGGGAGGUGAAAAAGUUGAGGGAGGAGAAUCAGAGGCUGAGGAGAGGGUACUGA
Molecule: messenger RNA, 1821 nt
Organism: Suillus discolor
Lineage: Eukaryota; Fungi; Basidiomycota; Agaricomycetes; Boletales; Suillaceae
Product: WD40-repeat-containing domain protein
Exons: 11
Coding region: 1-1821 (606 amino acids)
Biological process (GO): mitotic cell cycle; microtubule nucleation
Cellular component (GO): ciliary basal body; pericentriolar material; centriole
Molecular function (GO): gamma-tubulin binding
Source: RefSeq, a predicted model, not a curated record